Molecule: messenger RNA, 3071 nt
Organism: Bemisia tabaci
Lineage: Eukaryota; Metazoa; Arthropoda; Insecta; Hemiptera; Aleyrodidae
Source: RefSeq, a predicted model, not a curated record
GAGUACUUGUUCGAUUUUUGCAGGCGCACUUUGCAAUUGCCAUGCCAGCAACGUUCGUCAUUGAGCCAACUUCUAAAGAUGUGAAGGAGGAAGAAAAAUCAGGGCCAGCCUCGAAAGAUGAGGUUUCCGGACAGUUCAAAAUGCAAGACCUGAAAGAGGAGGACUCUGAUUACAUGGAUGAAAUGACUAUCCCUGAAAUUUCCGUGAGCGUCAGGGUGUCCAUGCCAAGAAGACGAGGACACGCUUCAAGAAUCAGUGGUAAACAUGCCCCCAUGUUUUACCUCGAGGAAGCACCCGAAGAGAAACCCGAGGUCACGGAAGACAAAUCUUCAGAAAAAGAAAAAACUGACUCAAAGCAAAACAAUGCAAAAGAUGACAUGAAAAACGAAAGCACCAAGGAUGACCUCAAGAAUGAGCGCGAGGCUGCAGCUAACCCGCCAGAUUCCACAGAACCUGAACUCAAACUAACCAAAAGAGACCUUAACUCUGUAGAUUUAGAUAAGCACCUUUCGGAAGGACCGCACAAAUCUGGAACUGCAUCAGCCCUGGUCGGAAGAAGUCUCAGCGCUGCCAACGAAAAAGCGCAAACAUCUGGAAUCGCAUCGGCCCUGGUUGGAAGAAGUCUCAGUGCUGCCAACGAAGACACGAAAACAUCUGGAAUCGCAUCAGCCCUGGUCGGAAGAAGUUUGAGCGCUGCCAACGAGGAAGUGCACACAUAUGGAUCCGCAUCAGCCCUGGUUGGUAGAAGUCUCAGUGCUGCCAACGAAGACACAAAAACAUCUGGAAUCGCAUCAGCCCUGGUCGGAAGAAGUCUCAGCGCUGCCAACGAAAAAGCGCAAACAUCUGGAAUCGCAUCGGCCCUGGUUGGAAGAAGUCUCAGCACUGCCAACGAAGAGGCGCACACAUAUGGAUCCGCAUCAGCCCUGGUCGGAAGAAGUCUCAGCGCUGCCAACGAAGAUUCGCACACAUAUGGGUCCGCAUCAGCCCUGGUUGGAAGAAGUCUCAGCGCUGCCAACGGAAAAGCGCAAACAUCUGGAAUCGCAUCGGCCCUGGUUGGAAGAAGUCUCAGCACUGCCAACGAAGAGGCGCACACAUAUGGAUCCGCAUCAGCCCUGGUCGGAAGAAGUCUCAGAGCUGCCAACGAAGAUUCGCACACAUAUGGAUCCGCAUCAGCCCUGGUCGGAAGAAGUCUCAGCGCUGCCAACAAAGAGGCGCACACAUAUGGAUCCGCAUCAGCCCUGGUUGGAAGAAGUUUGAGCGCUGCCGACGAAGAAGCGCACACACAUGGAUCCGCAUCAGCCCUGGUCGGAAGAAGUCUCAGCGCUGCCAACGAAAAAGCGCAAACAUCUGGAAUCGCAUCGGCCCUGGUUGGAAGAAGUCUCAGCGCUGCCAACGAAGAGGCGCACACAUAUGGAUCCGCAUCAGCCCUGGUCGGAAGAAGUUUGAGCGCUGCCAACGAGGAAGCGCACACAUAUGGAUCCGCAUCAGCCCUGGUCGGAAGAAGUCUCAGCGCUGCCAACGAAGAUUCGCACACACAUGGAUCCGCAUCAGCCCUGGUUGGAAGAAGUCUCAGUGCUGCCAACGAAGAAGCGCACACGUAUGGAUCCGCAUCGGCCCUGGUUGGAAGGAGUCUCAGUGCUGCCAACGAAGACACACAAACAUCUGGAAUCGCAUCGGCCCUGGUCGGAAGAAGUCUCAGUGCUGCCAACGAAGACACACAAACAUCUGGAAUCGCAUCGGCCCUGGUCGGAAGAAGUCUGAGUGCUGCCAACGAAGACACACAAACAUCUGGAAUCGCAUCGGCCUUGGUCGGAAGAAGUUUGAGCGCUGCCAACGAAGGCACACAAACAUCUGGAAUCGCAUCGGCCCUGGUCGGAAGAAGUCUCAGUGCUGCCAACGAAGACACACAAACAUCUGGAAUCGCAUCGGCCCUGGUCGGAAGAAGUCUCAGUGCUGCCAACGAAGACAGACAAACAUCUGGAAUCGCAUCGGCCCUGGUCGGAAGAAGUUUGAGCGCUGCCAACGAAGGCACACAAACAUCUGGAAUCGCAUCGGCCCUGGUCGGAAGAAGUUUGAGCGCUGCCAACGAAGACACACAAACAUAUGGAUCCGCAUCAGCCCUGGUCGAAAGAAGUUUGAGCGCUGCCAACGAAGAAGCGCACACAUAUGGAUCCGCAUCAGCCCUGGUUGGAAGAAGUCUCAGUGCUGCCAACGAAGGCACACAAUCAUCUGGAAUUGCGUCGGCCGUAGUCUAAGAAUAUUGAAAUAUGACUGACAGUGAUGGAUACAUUCCAGCAAGCGAUGAUAUUCUAUCGGGCCAAUAUGCAGCCAGAAUUCAAUGAAAAAUGGAUAGGGAUCCUCAUGAUUCCAGUAACCUUCUUUGGUAAAUAAAAAAUGUGCUCUCCUUUUUCUUUUAGAAGUUAUGUUCGUAGAAAAUACCUGUGAUAAGCAGUUACUGUAUCAAAAUCUUAGGUUUAAUACAUAUUAUAUGAUAAGUGAAUUAAGUCAAGCAUCCCUCAUAGUUUGUGGUUAUUUUUAUAUUCAAUUUGAGGAAUGCAAAUAAAUAUAAAAUCAAGUUUUAAAAUACUUACUCCCAACUAGGUAGAGUACCCUUUUUGCAGUCUUACAAAAUGUUUCCUAGUCGAAUAUGCAAUACAAACGUUUAUAUAACAUUUGGUAGUUUUUAGUAAUAUGUGUUUCGAUCUUUGGGAAUAACCACUGAAAACUUAAAGGGGAAUACGAUAGGGGAAACAAAAAUGCUCUCAAUUCAACUGCAAGACGUAUACAUUUUCAAUGAUAUGGCUUUAAAAAAUAAGUCACACUCCCUAAACUUUGAAAAUUAUCUUAUUUGAUUUUGACGUUUUAGUUACCAAAGAAUGCAACUGAUAAGGCCUGGGCCCCUCAUCCUCCCUUUUACUUUUUAUAUUUUAUGAGCAAAUGCAGCACGCAGUCCGACAACAAAUUUAAAAAAAAAACAUGAUAAAAUGUAUGUGCUUCGUUUGAGUUGAGGAACUUUUUAAAGACGCAUAAAGAAUUAAUUGGAUUUAGAACAUAAAUAUUCUUUUUCGCAA